UACUACAAUAUUCGGUAGAGAUGUCAACAGUUCUCUAAUGGAAGUCUAGUUGGAAUUGUGUAGAAUUGGUGUGUAGGUUUGAGGUAGUGUGUUUUGGUGAAGAAUCUGGACUUCGAAAUUAUUUAAUGGCUACAUUUUCUUGAAGGUUUGUUUGACAAACAUUGGGUUGCUACAGAACAUAUUAAAAACGUUCGAAUCAAAAUAUGGCCUCCAUGCCUCAGUCAAAUAAGUUGCAGAGACAAGACACAGGCAUCACGCCGCUCUCGACAACUAAACCUUUGAUAACCUUAUUCCCUCAGAAAUCAGAUUGUGUCUACACACCAUGUUACUGCGAGGAGAACGUGUGGAAGCUGUGCCAGGGGGCCAGCCAGGCGCACCCCUCGGAGCUGCAGCACUGCCACGUGGUGUUCGUGUCCAACGACCGGCGCACCGUGCCGCUGUGGCGUCAGCGAGCCAGCCAGGAUGAGGACAAGCCGGUCAUCUGGGAUUACCAUGUGUUGUUCCUGUACAACCCUGAUGACAGAUGCGUGGUCUACGAUCUGGAGUCGGAGCUCCCAUUCCCCACGCAUUUCCACAAGUACGUGACCGAGACGUUUCGCACAGACCACAUUCUCAAGCCUGAAUACUUCAGAUACUUCAGAGUGCUGCCCGCCACGCUGUUCCUGCAGCACUUUGCGUCUGACCGCCGCCACAUGAAGCGUGCAGACGGCUCGUGGGUGCACCCGCCUCCGGAGUACCCUCCCAUCAAGACGGCAACGUCGACGCACAACCUGGAGGACUUUGUGAGCAUGGAUCCCACGCGCGGGCACGGCCAGGUGCUAAACCUCGCGCAGCUCGUCAAGAAGUUCUACCAGCAGCCGUAGACGUGCCGGCCCCACGCACGCUGGCAACUCUGCUGGUUAGAAGGUAACUUAGAAUAAACUCACCUUACUAUCUUAGCAAUUCUUUGCUUGUAAUUUUGUUUUCCAUCCAAGUUUGUCGUGAAUUAUUAUUGCUUGUGAAAAUGCGAAGUUUUUAUAACUAUUUGCCACAUAUUAUGUGAUAAUUUAAAAAGGGUAAUGUAAAUACAAUGUAGGGUAGGUGGUGUUUCAUUUCUAGUCACAUUGUCUGAUUUAAUGCACGUUCUCCUGUGUUAAAGUUGUGUGAUAUUAGUGAUCUCGUUUUGUUGUUAAUUUAUUAUAGUGUCUUCAAGGAAAUGUUGAUAUAAAUUAAUUACGAAUUUAAUAAUAAAAUUUGAUGUUUGUAUGAACAUGUGGGGAGCUUUAUGGUCUACAUUUUCAAUGCAAUUUUAGUAUGUCAACACAAGGUGAUAAUGUGUUUACAUGAUUAGUAUUGUUAUUAUCUAAACAUUAUUGUAUUGUAUUGUUACAAUAAUUUUAUAGUCUGAAGUUUACAUUUCUAUGUUGUGUACAAGUGAUGCCGAUUGUAGUGAGUAUUCUUGCAUUGUUUGUUAUUUUGUGCAGCAAGUUCUAUAGUUGAUUGUGUGCACUAGAAAGUCUUUUAAGUAAUGUGGUUUCUGUUGAAUUUGAAGUUUAUGUUCGGUUCUCUUAUGCGUAUGUAUUUAACUACGGACGAGUGGACCAAGUAUUGGGUGCUGUCUCGCUGAUGUGGAUUGCAUUUUUUUUUAUCUGUUGACAGUACAAAUCGACUGCUUUCUCUCUGCAGUAAAAAGUUGUGAUUGUAGGUAGUUUUAUUAUUUCAAAUAAUUGUUGUAGGUGCAGUAAUUUUAUGUUGUGUAUUCAUUCGUUCAUUCGUUCACAGCAAAUCAUUAAGGCCUUCAAUGAUUUUAUGCCCUUAAUGCUCGGUCUUAAGAAUAUUUUGGCCUGUUUUUUAUUGGGGGGGAGGGGGGGGGGGGUUUGUGUUUUCAGUACAUAGAGGAAAAUAUCCCUUUCCCCCACCACCAGACCAGGAACCAGUCCCUGGGACUGACGGCUCAGGCUCCACCCCGCGGAGACGUGCCUGAGCAGUGGAGAUACAGCAGUUAGGCUUCAACUGCACGUUUGCCUGUCAUAUUUCAUAUUUACCCGCUAACGACUGAACAGUUUUUUUUAGUAAUAUUCAGAUCGUUAUUGCACCCAGAAAACAGGUCUUCUUGUCACGCUCAGUUCAAUUAUGCUUACAUAUGUAUUGUUCUUCAGUUUUUGUAAGAAAAUCCUGCAUUUGUCGUAUUGGCACAUGAUGAAAAGUUAAGGAAGAUGUAGUUCACGCAUAAAAAUUACUGAUACACACACCAGAACUUAUUAUGAAUCAUAGCAGUUGAAUUUGUAAAUGCCAUGCUAAAAUUGAUUAAACUCAGUAAUUGGCAAACAUAGAAAGGGGCAUUCCAAUAAUGCAAUGGUACCAAAAAUAUGUGCCUAACAUGUGCACUGAGAUAAAGCACAAUUGUCGCUCAGAAAUGUCGAGAAAUUGGAUGAUCUCAGACAGUCACGUGAGCCGACCACAUGUAGCCAAUCAAGAGGAGGAUUAACUGAGCUAUUAUAAUUAUUAUUAAGUAUGUUAUUAACAUUAUCAUACCAAAUAUCUGUGAUUACAAGACAUCUGCUUGCCAGGUUUUAAUCUGUAACAUACUCAUAAAAGGAUUUGCCCAAAUUCUUUUUUAAAAUUUAUAUUUGAAAAUAUUUUCAUGAGUGAAUUAAAUUUAAAAAAAAAUUAUGUUUGAUACAGCAAAAAAAUAUGAAAGCAUAAAGAAAAUGUUUUAUCGCCACUGAUUACUUGAUAAAUAACACAAAACAUCUAACAUUUAUAACUUCAGUCAAAUUUAAUGAAAUUAGUCUGCAUAGGCACCUACUCUGUUUUAUUUCUAUUUACAUAUAAUCAUAAGCAAAAUAUACAAUUUAAAAAGAUAACACUGAUUUGACAAUGAUUUAACAAAAAAUUUACAUUUCUAACAUUUCUAAAUAUUUUGUUAUAGCCAUCCAAAAAUGGAUUUCCAUGAAAGCCCAAUUGGAGAUAACAAGUCAAAAUAAUUUCGGGGAGAAUUAGUUUAGUAAGAGUAUUAGAGUAUUAGGCAAUUUAUUUUGUGGCCAUUGAAGAAUAAAAGUGUAACUAGAUGUGAGUAUGGAUACGUAAUAUUAAGUGGCUGAAUUUUUGGAACAAAAAACUAGGUUGGGGGGGGGGGGGAGAAAUCUGCUUGAAUCCCUA
Messenger RNA from Bacillus rossius redtenbacheri, 3141 nucleotides. RefSeq names its product protein N-terminal glutamine amidohydrolase (gene tun). Bases 204 to 863 code for a protein of 219 amino acids. The transcript has 5 exons. The record is from RefSeq and is a predicted model, not a curated record. Gene Ontology annotation, molecular function: protein-N-terminal glutamine amidohydrolase activity; protein-N-terminal asparagine amidohydrolase activity. Lineage: Eukaryota; Metazoa; Arthropoda; Insecta; Phasmatodea; Bacillidae. Gene Ontology annotation, cellular component: nucleus; cytosol.